AUGUCUCCUACAAACACCAUCCGAGCCUCGGUCGUCCAAGCCUGUACCGUCCGCUACGACCUCGACGCGACCUUGGAAAAGAUGGAGCGGCUCGUCAAGGUCGCGAAAGAUCGGGAUGGAAGUGGGAUGGUCGUGUUCCCUGAAGCAUUCAUCGGCGGUUACCCAAAGGGCCAGACCUUCGGCUGUGUCAUCGGCGAACGGCACUCCUCUGGCCGUCAAGAUUACCUAGACUACCAUAAUGCCGCCAUCACUAUCCCUGGUCCAGCUAUUACCCGGAUCGAGAAGAUCGCCCGCGAAUCGGGUGUCUUGAUCGUCAGCGGGGUGAUCGAGAAGGAAAAGGUCGGAGGAUCGUUGUUUUGUACGGUCGUCUGGGUGCAUCCGGAAGGAGGCUUGAUCGGGAAGAGGAGAAAGCUCAUGCCGACCGCCUCAGAACGACUCGUCUGGGCGCAAGGAGACGCAUCCGACGCCAAGCUCAUCAACACCACCCUUCCAUCCUCCUCGUCUUCCUCUCAAGCCUUGAACUUGAACAUCUCCGCGACAAUCUGCUGGGAAAACUACAUGCCUCUCUUUCGCCAACACCUGUACGACUUAGGCACUCAGAUAUACUGCGCCCCGACGGUGGACGGGCGGGAAGUCUGGGCGAACACCAUGGUUCAUAUCGCUUUGGAAGGGAGAUGUUUCGUCCUGAGCGCCAAUCAGAUGAAUAAGGAUCAUGGGACUGACAUUAAUAUCGCCCAUCCGACAUGCGGACCAUACUUUUCUCAAGCCAAGGACCACGUACAAGGUUCUUCAUUUACCGCAGGCGAGGCAUCGGCUUCCGAGGAAGACGUCAAGAUCGCUGGAGGAAGUAUGAUCGUCGAUCCGAUGGGUACCAUCUUGGCAGGUCCUCUGCGGGGACAAGAAGGGGUAUUGACGGCGGAACUCGAUCUGGACACGAUCAUCCGUGGGAAAUUCGACCUGGACGUUUCGGGACAUUACGCUAGGAAUGACAUCUUCCAGCUCAACGUACGGAACAGCUGA
Messenger RNA from Filobasidium floriforme, 1020 nucleotides. RefSeq names its product carbon-nitrogen hydrolase. The transcript has 5 exons. The coding region runs from base 1 to 1020 and encodes 339 amino acids. NCBI's taxonomy places the organism in Eukaryota, Fungi, Basidiomycota, Tremellomycetes, Filobasidiales, Filobasidiaceae. The record is from RefSeq and is a predicted model, not a curated record. Gene Ontology annotation, molecular function: catalytic activity.